Dunckerocampus dactyliophorus (ringed pipefish) is the source of this 846-nucleotide messenger RNA. RefSeq names its product neurotensin (gene nts). Lineage: Eukaryota; Metazoa; Chordata; Actinopteri; Syngnathiformes; Syngnathidae. The record is from RefSeq and is a predicted model, not a curated record. Bases 158 to 649 code for a protein of 163 amino acids. The transcript has 4 exons. Gene Ontology annotation, cellular component: extracellular region. Gene Ontology annotation, molecular function: neuropeptide hormone activity.
GGUCUACUCACCACCUGUCUUGACCUUUCACCUUAUGGACUAACAUAUUCUCGCGGGGCCAUAUCAUACAAACCGUCAGAUUUUUUUUGUGCAUUUUUUUUUUUACCUUACUGCCUGUUUGUUGGUUGGUUUAGUUGUUUUUUUUUUCCUGGGCAAGAUGCUGGCUCACUUUGUGUGUGUGCUUCUUCUGUGCUUCACCUGCGGUGGACUUUGUGCAGACGUGGACCAGGAAGAGCGAGCGUUAGAAGAAGAGCUCCUCAGCAGCUUGUUCGCUUCCAAGCUGAAACAGAGCCAGCAGAGUGCCCCCUACUGGCGCCUGUCACUGGACAACCUGUGCAGGCUGCUGAGCGGGCUGCGGCAGGAGGCGUGGAGGAGCGGCGAGGAAGACGACGAAGAGGAGGAUGAGGCGGGAGAGGAGCAACUUGGGGAGUGGAGUGUCCAGAAGCUGGAGGAGCUUUACAGGCUGCAGCACAUCUGUCGAGCGCAGCAGAGCCGGGAGGGCCGGCUACGCCACGGUUCCCUGGACUAUGCGGCGGAGAACAGCGAGGCUCCGCUAAAACGAAAGUCUCCCUACAUCCUGAAGAGACAAGCGUCUCACAGCACCAAGACCCGGAGGCCGUACAUCUUGAAACGAAGUGCAAUUUACUGACAUCCAUACCACUCCACCCACCCCCUCGGCGGCUUAUCUUCCUGCCAUGAUUGUGUUUUCUUUCUCCGCCAUCCUUGCCGUAACCUUCUGUUUUCCCUUUUGACCAAAUUCCACUUUUGCCUUGUCGGCCUCGCCGCUCUUGUGCUCCUCUAAAGUGUUGCUAGGUCCUCAAAAUAAAAUGUAAGCAUCACACUAAA